CUGAUCUCGCUUCGCCCGUGUGUGUUCGCCCUGCCAGCAGACCCGUUAAAACAAGUCGUCUCGAGACCAGGCGGCCGCCAUGUUGGAGUUUGGAUGUUCUCUCGAAAAUCGAUUUUGAAGUGUCUUCUUUCAUUCGCCGCGUCACAGAUUGUGAAGUUUUGCAAGUUUUGACAAUUCAAGUCGCGCGUCGUCGUCCUCAGCGCGGUUGGGGACACGCCGUUUGACGUCCGCCGCUAGGGCUCGCUGCAGGUUGCAAUAAUUUUGGAGCCGUUCGCGAAGAGCUGCAGAUUUUCUGGCGGAUCGCAUCAACGUCUCACACAACACGGUUGGGGGUCGCGGUGCGGCAUCUUGCAACCGACACGGAGCGAAAUAUCCAACGGGCGCCGUUCAGUAAAGCACAAGACGGAUUGUGCGUUCUCGUCUUGUCGCAGUUGGGUCGAAUGUACCGUCAGCGAUCUAGUUGGCUGAGUAGUUUCACGCUAAAGAUAAAGCAACAGUUUUGCCGAGUCUUUCUUCGCGUAGAUUGCACACCAGCUAACGGCUGUCGCAACUUUCAUCGUGCACAUCGAUGCCGCUAGCAGCUACCGUACGCAUUCCAUCAUACGGUUACGGAUUGCAAACUUCUUCAAGAAGGCGACGGAGGCGACGAGAAGUGACCCGGCAACAAUAUUUGCAACAUCUGUGCUAAGGAAGUUUAACCACCAUCGACAAACGGAACGAACGCACGAAAGGUGCAGGUUCAUUAAACGCAAGCGUCAACAAUAACAAUAUCAUCAACGCGGUUUGGUCAGACGACGAGUGCGUUAGGAACACCGGAAGCUAUCGGGCAGAACAAAAAGGGAAGCAGCGUAAAAGACACGGCUAAAAUCCAGUUACUUUCACGCUUAAACGCGCGCGCUGUACCGAUAAUACGCGGGGAACGAGUAACGAUAGUAAAGCGGAGGAAAGAAACGCAGCAAAGAUGCAGAAGAAAAUAAUACAACAACCGAUGCCGCAAGUGCGGAAGGUUUUCACAACAUCCACGGCUCACCAUCAAACACACCAAAUGCAACAGCAGUCCAACAUGCAGCUGAAUACGGUGAAAAAGAUCAACAGUUUGCUGCAGAGCGGUUCGGUCAGUAUGACUCCAUCUGGUCAGCAGCAGCGAGUUUUGCAGAAGAAGCCCAUGUCCACCACAACGGGCGUGCUGAUCUCGAGUAGUAGUAAUAAUAGCAGUUUCGUUGCACGGCAGCAAAAAUGUUACAUCUGCGGCGAUAGUGCGGGUAUCAAUGCGACCGUAUUAUCCGAAGCGUCAACCACAACAACGCAAACCGAGUAUGUGGUGAAGCUGGCAAAGGUGAUCGGUCCGGACUAUUCGGUCGUAUUGACGGUGGAUGACGUCAUUUGUCGCCGUUGCAUUGUGUUGCUGAAUCAGGUGGAUAAAUUGGAAUCGGAACUGGACACACUGCGCGGUACGUUGCUUGGUUUUAUCCACAAAAAGAAUAACAUCCCAGAUGAUGGUGAUUUGACAUCGGGUGUUGUUGGUUCACCACCGGCUAAGAUGCCAAGGCUAACGCCCAUCAGCUCGGCCGGUACUGGCGGAACGGUGGCAACAUCGGCCGGUAACAUAACGUACAGCGUAAAAACGAUCGCGGGCCAGCAACAAGUGGUGGACACUAACAUGUCCGGUGCCAGCUCCGAUCUAAAUGCCAGUAACACCUCGGAUGUUGAAGCGCAGCUUACGAGUAUGUUCGAAAAGAAUUCACCGGGAACGUCGGGCCAACUGACAAAGCAACAUAUUGUGGUCACGACAAACAACGGUGGCGUGGGGGAAAACGCACAGGGAGCCGGCGGUGGUGGCCUGGCCGCAAACCGGAAGGGCACCAAACUGUACAAGUGCAUACCGUGUGGAUUCAAGACAGCCGACCUAGCCCAAUUCCAACCGCAUUACGCAACCUGUCAGCCACGGAAUAAUGCAGCAUCGGCACAAAACGCCAAUGCUGUAAAUACUUCCACCACCACCACCGUCACCAGCGGGUACCGGUGUAGGCAAUGUAAGCUUUUGUUUGCCAAUCCCGCCUUGCUGAAGCAACAUAUGGUGCAGGAAAAUCAUCAUUCACAGCACCAGCCGCUACAGAAAACGAUCGUCACCACAUCGGGUGGUGUGGCGACACAGGACCAUCAACAGGGUGCGACUGCUACAACCACCUCGCUGUACUCCUGCACCGUAUGCAAUGCCUUCAAGACAGUUGACAAACAGGCGUACGAUGACCAUUUGCGGAAGCAUAUCAAGCUAAAGCCGUUCAAGUGUCGCGUCUGUUUGAUGCGCUUCGAAUCCCGCGAACAGGCGUCGAUCCAUGCGAAACAGCAUCAGCCGGACUACUUCAAGUGUGGCAUUUGCAAUGUCACUUUCAGCAAGCGCGAGCAGCUGAUGAGCCAUCUCGAGGUGCACGAAUCGGCUAAGAAGAGUACGAAACAACCAGUCCAGCAAGUCCAGGAACAUCAACAACAGCAACAGCAGCAUCAUCAUCAACAGCAACAGCAGCAACAGCAGCAGCAGCAGCAGCAACAGCAACAACAGCAACAGACGGCUGAUUCCUCCACGCAGAAACUGUUGCAAGAAUCGAUCGAUGAGGCACUUAGGGAAACGAUCGCCGAUUCAAAGGUUAUCGAGUUUCACACCUGCAACUCCUGUUCGCUGACCUUCCUGAGCGAAAAGUUGUACACGCAGCACAUUAAAACGCACGCACACGGUACGGCAACCACACCGACAGUCGUGACAACCGGUCUGGCACUACAGCAACAGCAAUCGCACCAGGGACAGUCGCAGCAGCAGCUGCUGCUAACAAACAACAGUACCGCGAGCAGGAAAACGAUGGCAGGAGCUAACAGUGCAGCAACAGCUACGACCGGCGAUAGUGCAAAGAUGCUUACUACGACUACCACCACAACCAGCGGUGGAAACGCCGGCUCGAACACAAUCUCCGACGGUGAUCUCGAAAGCAUCUUUGAACGAAUGCACUCCGACACGAAAGGAAACGAUUCGAGUGCGACGGGAACGACAUCGGAUAAUGGUGGCAGUGGCAGCAUGGUUAUAACGAAUCAGGACGGUACGACGGGCAAUAUUACGUUCAACAUUACACUACCGCAGCAAGAAGAUGGAACUUUCGUGCAGCAGCAACAGGAACACCAACAGUCGGUCGGUAUCGAUAUGCCUACGCUCGAUCAGGGCGAUGAUCAGCAGCAGCAACCUCAGCAGAAAGAGCAACUGCAAACCAUGCCCGUCAGUAUGCCGAGUCUGGACGAUGAUGGCGAACAGUCGCAGAAUAGUCAAAACUCCAACACGGAAAACGUACCGAUGGAGCUGGAGGACAUGCAGGGCGGCGAAGGCCAACAGAUCAAUCUGAUCCUGAACGAUGGUCAGGUGCUGCAGCUUGACAAUCACAUCCUGACUACGGACGCGGAAGGUAACCAGAUACUGGUGCAAGGCACCGACACGGAACAGAUCCAGCAGCUGCUGCAGAGCGUCGGCGUUGUAAUGCAGGGCGGUGAAGGGCUCGGUGAGGGCGAAACGUUGCAAAUGAUAAGCGGCGAUGGGAACAAUCAGAUGAUCCUCGUGCAGGGUGCGGACGGGCAGGAGCAGUUAAUCGACGCGUCGUUACUCAACGCGGAAGGUAACAUCGUCAUACAGCAGUCCCAGGAAGGUGAACUGAACGCGGAAGGUACACACAUUACGACCGAGGAUGGUUUGCAAAUACCGGUAUCGGUUGCGUUCACCACAUCCGGUGAGGCCGGUCACGAGGGUCAGUUGACGGUAUCGGUUGCGGAUGGUAGCGAGCAGCAAUUGCAGCUGCACCUACAGCAAGCCGGUACGGGUGAGGGCGAUGAGCAGCAUCCGGAUGAGACGGAUGAGCAUCAUCAUCAGCAGCAGGGAGCUAUUUUGACGGAGAGCGGACAGAUUAUCAUACAAUCGAAGGAACAUGACGAAGACGAUGCAGCAAAGGCUGGAGAGGAAAAUGGAUCGGCAAACGAUUCCAUGACGAGCGAAGGUGGAGCUGCAGCAGACGGUGGUGGUCAAACGAAUGGCGGCGCCGAAACGACGGCUAUGACAAUGGCCGGUAGUUCGAAUGGUACCGUUACUACCACGACAACGACUACGUCCGGAUCGGCUACGAACGCGGUAUCGUCGUCCGGUGCCGGUGAGGACCAGAUGUUUAAUUUUGACGAGCUGAUCCAACCGCAGAUCGUUGUAAAGCAGCAGGUUAAAUAGGUUUUCAUAUGAGCAUCCAUCAGUGCACACAAACCACAAUCCUCUCUAGAGAGGAGAGUGCGAUAAGGACAUUUUUUAAAAAAGGAGAUAUCGGCAACGGGUGCAGUAAACUUGCGCCUCGUACUACCCCAACCCAGCAGCCCAACAUCUAAGUGCGAAAUGCCCCUUACUGACUACAGGAUCGGGCGGAUAUCUGUGAAACAGAGAGAGAGAGAGAGGAGAUAGAAAGAGAGAGUGAGAGUAUGUGCAACAGAUAGAACGAGAGCGAAAACGGGCAAGCCAAUAUGAUGUGUACAUGCUUUAAUAUAGGAGUUUUAGUUUUUAAAAAUUCACCGGAAAGAUCACAUUGUCCUGUGUGGUUAUACAAUUCAUCAUCUGUCCGGAGAAUAUUCAUUGUAAAUAUAGCACACCAUUCUAUAAAUUUCACUACAAAAAGGCCCGAUCGAAUAGGUUUAUAUGAAACAAUGGAGCAAAAGCCGAAGGUAGGAUGUGACAGGGAGUACAUGAUGUAAGCGUUAUGGAAUACCAUAUUGAAUAUGUAUGUGUGUGUGUGUGUGUGUGUGUGUGUGUGAGUGCGAUCUCUCUUGAUCGUUAACUGCCAUGUCAGCCCCUACCCAAAUCAACAUGCUUUCUUGCUCUGUCUUAUUAACAAUGAAAUCUGCCAAGGCGAGCAAGCAUGUUGAUUUGAGUAGGGAGUGUUCCAAAAAAGACUAGGCAGUUAACGUGUUAAGGAUCGUAUCUUCUAAUCAGUAAUGGGUCACACACACUCAGCAGGCAAAGGAUGUUUUGGUUUUUCUCUAAUGGAAGGGAAAUGGAAUCCGCCUCAAACAUGUUACACACACACACACACACACACACACGUGUAGUUUGAUCUGUCUGUCUACUGAAGGAUCUUACCUUCAGCAGCAACAAUGGAAAAAGGUGUACUUGUAUCAAACAGGAACCAGUUCUCUAAACCCCUCUUGGAGAAUUGUGUGUUGUAAAUAUCCUUUAGCUCAGGUUAUUGCAGCACUUUAAAAAAUCCUAAAGGCGGGAAACAAACAAGUACUCACCAACACAACUUUACAGAAUCUUAACGAUUCAUAUGGACAUUAGUUUUAUUGAUGUACACGAUCAUUCAGAAAGGUAUGAAGAGGAUUAUAACAGAACAUGGUGAGAAGGUAAAAAAAACAACACCUGGCAAUGCUUCAUAUCGUCCCACAUUUUCCUCCUUUUUUUUUUAAUCAACACCCAUCCUUUCCCUCACUUUAGAUACUAAUCUUACUAUUACUAUUACACAAAGUUAGUAGUAGUAAACAUAACAAAACCCCCCCCUUAGCUUUAAAUAUAAACUUUGCGCGAGCGCGUGUUUGCUGAAUGGAUGGAUGAAUGGAAUCGAAUUACAAGUUAAUUACAACAUUUAGCUGUUAACGUAAUGGAGUAUCGUGAAUAAGGCCCGGGAUAGGAGUAGAAUUGAUCUAGGUUAAGGAUAAGCUCAAGCUAAAAUCAAUAUGUAAUGCAUCGUGAACUGGGCAACUGCGCGCGCCUGACCGAUUGAAUAACACAUACUUGAGCCGAAACGAUCGAUUUGUUAUAUGAGCCAGUAAACAGAAUGGCUUAAAGUUGGUGAUGGAAAUAUCCGACAACACCCAUCUACAUCUCAUCUGCUGUGUGCAAGUGUAUAAGGACACGCGUGUUUUCAUCACACCACACACUCAGCCACGCACACAAAACACAUACAAACGUAAAUCUUAUAAACGUUUCACAAUUUUACACACAAAAUGUAAGGUUAUUCUUUUGAGAUAAACGUUUUAAUUACCCUUAAUGAAACUUAGUAACUAGAUAGUUUUACAUCCUAGCGUUAGUUUAGCAAUCACCGAAUAAAAUACAACACGAGUUGCUUAAAGCCAGUUUUAAUUGUUUAGCUCCUUGCGAAUCGUAUCUUUUCCGUUACGGCGCACUUCUUUCUAUUCUACAUCUGAGCACUUGUGGGUUGCAUUAGCUUCCGUACGCGAGCCGAGGUUGGGGUUUUAGGACAUGUUGCGCUUUAACCCUCGCCCAGCCUCCCAUAGAGUUUUGUGCGUGUGCGGUGGGUGUGUGGGUAUGUAAAUGUGUGGUUUUGAAGAUCUGAAUUGUGGAACGGAUAAUAAUAACAAACGCUAGGGAAUGUCCUGAUGAAAUGCGAACAAGUGGUGUACGUAUGCAAUGUAUCAUAGAAGUGUAAAUAAAAAUGUACCGACAAACGUUAGGGAUCAGCUGCUCUUUAGUAAAACACACACCGAAUUGGCAGGACACAAAUACAAUACCUAGCGCGAUGCUAUAAUGAAGGACAGAGCAGCAGUAAGCAGCGUUUGAUAAUAAAUUUACGUACACCGAGCUAGAAGUGGCGAAUGUUAACAAUUUGUGCAUCCCCGACGAAAACCAGUCUCCGGCUUGGCUUACGGUGUAACAUACAUUUGGCUCGAUUAAUUAGCAGUCAUAGAGAAACCAAAACAUUUGCUUGAGUAUAAGGUUUUUUUUUCGUUUGUUUAAAUGACGCCAUUCUUAUAAUAGAUAGGUUCUUCUUAUGCUUUUGUUUUUUUUUUUCGCACGACCUAUUAAUAGCAUUAAGUUAUAAUUUUAAGUACAGUUUCAGUGUUAAGAUUAAAGUUUUUUUUCUCUUUAUUUUCUUAUCCCGCUAGUUUAUGUUGUUCUUAUUACUUAUCUUUUAACUGCUUAAGUUGAAAAGUCAAGCCGCAUAUAGCUUUUAGGGUUGCGAUUGCGCUUGCACCUGCCUCCUCCAAUCGGGUUGGAGAGAAUUUUAGAAAACGACAAAUGUUGUGUAUGUAGAUGGAUGGCAAAUGGUUUGACGGUGGCAAAAUGUAACAAAACAAAUACAUAAAACAAAAUCCGUAAACCGUCAUAAUAAUUGUAAGAAUAACAAAUUACAAGGGAAAACAAAAGAGGGAGAGAGAGAAAGAGAGAGCGAGUGUGAAAGUACGAAGAGUGCUAAAACAAACAAUGGAGUGUGUUCCAAUGAGAAAUGGAAAUGGGAGGCGUAGAUUUUAUCAUUUAAUCAUCAUUUAGAAAGGAAUUAUUUAAAAGAACCUUAUCUAUAGGGUGUUAAGGAUUUAUGCAAAAUAAAUGUUGCAAAACAAGCAGAAGAGAGAGAGAAAUGAGAGAGUGGGGGAGAAGGAGCGGGAAUAAGGGCAAAAGAGAUAGAGAGAAAGACAGAAGAAAAAAAGGAAACAAAAAAAUUAAAAAGAAUAA
Anopheles funestus (African malaria mosquito) is the source of this 7477-nucleotide messenger RNA. Its product is annotated as serine-rich adhesin for platelets. Lineage: Eukaryota; Metazoa; Arthropoda; Insecta; Diptera; Culicidae. The coding region runs from base 962 to 4249 and encodes 1095 amino acids. The record is from RefSeq and is a predicted model, not a curated record. The transcript is spliced from 5 exons.